Messenger RNA from Thelazia callipaeda (thelaziosis nematode), 1343 nucleotides. NCBI's taxonomy places the organism in Eukaryota, Metazoa, Nematoda, Chromadorea, Rhabditida, Thelaziidae. The record is from the annotation of a GenBank genome assembly.
AUGACAGAAGUAUGUCAGACGUCUUCUCCGGUGUCAGCUGAUCCUGGCGAAGUAAUGAAGAUUGAGACUCAAAUUAUGUGUAUGAGUUUCCGUCCACCUCUAUUCGAUGAUAAAAUAUUCAAAGACGAGUGUAUGUAUUGCUUUAAAACCCCUCUUGAUGCAGAUGGGUUAUUUAUCUGCUUGGAGAGGUUUGCUGGUUUCUGCAUAGAUCAUGUAUUGAUUUAUUGUAAGCGAACAGCGCGAAAAGCCUUUCUAUGGUAUAAGCAAACCAAAGUUUUACUUACUAAAUCCGAAGAACCAGAAGAUAAAGUGACGAAGUUAGCGCUUGGUGUUGAAGGAGGUUUUUCCUCUGGCCUGCAGUUCCGUCUUGUUGAUGAGUAUGCAGUUAUUAUAUGCCCCAUGUUUCAUAUAAAAGUCUCAUUGAGCAGACUCCCACCAAAGACACAAGAAGUUUGCCAGAAAAUUAUUGAUGAUGAAGGUGUACGAAGACAAGAGGCGCUAGAAGCUGGAGUCAGUGUAUGGGAGGGUGAUGAACGAAAGAAUACUUUGCAUUUAAAUUUGAAACAGGCAAACAAUGGAAAACGAAUACCACCUCGAGGAUGGAAAUGUGAGGAGGAAGGUUGCGAUCUUAGAGAAAAUUUAUGGAUGAACUUGACCGAUGGUGCAAUCAUGUGCGGCCGUUCACAGUAUGUACAAGAAGGAGUGAUGAGUAAGGGUCAGAAUCACGCUCGACUGCAUUUUGAUUUAACUGGCUACCCUUUAGUUGUUAAGUUGGGAACGAUUACGAAGGAUGAUGCAGAUGUAUUUAGCUAUGAUGAAGAUUGUUCAGUUCGUGAUCCAAAUUUGAAAAAACAUCUUAAGCAUUUUGGUAUUGAUAUGGACAAAGCUGAAAAAACUGAAAAGAGCACACUCGAAAUGGAACUGGAUCUUAAUCAGAAAUGGGAGUGGGAAAUGUGUCAGGAAGAUGGAGCAAAUCUCGAAUUGGCUUAUGGCCCUGGUCUUACUGGAAUCAUAAAUAUUGGAUCAUCCUGUUAUAUCAGCGCAUCUUUACAAUUGUUGUUGCAAAUCCCGGAUUUUGUUAACAUUUAUGGAACUGAGUUCGAGAAGCAUUACUUAAACGUUCCAAUACUGGACUCCCAUACGGAUUUCAAUUGUCAAACCGCGAAGGUGUUUUCAAGUUUGUUAAGUGGCGAAUUUUCAAAAAAAGAUGGCAUUUGUAAUGGUAUAAAACCAACGCAGUUUCGAAAAAUAGUAUCAAGAGGGAAUGCUGAAUUUUCUAGCAUGCGACAACAAGAUGCAGAUGAGUACUUAAGGUAUAGUAUGCUAUUAUUAUUAUUAUAAUA